CCCCAACUUUUCCCCCCAAACCCUGUUCCUCCUCAUGAAACCGAAUCCUCUGGCUGCGGCGUCCCAGGACCCCGCCCCUCGCCCGCCGCCUCCCCUGCGCUCCGGCCCCGCGCAGCCGCCGCGCUCUUGCGCCCAGAGGUCCGAGGUCCGAGGUCCCCGAGAUGAAGGUCUGGCUGUUGCUUGGUCUUCUGCUGGUGCACGAAGCGCUGGAGGAUGUUACUGCCCAACACCCUCCCAAGAACAAGCGUCCGAAAGAACCAGGGGAGAACAGAAUCAAACCCACCAACAAGAAGGUGAAGCCAAAAAUUCCUAAAAUAAAGGACAGGGACUCCGCGGAUUCAACACCAAAGACACAAUCUAUCAUGAUGCAAGUGCUGGAUAAAGGUCGCUUCCAGAAACCUGCCGCUACCCUGAGUCUGCUGGCGGGACAAACUGUCGAGCUUCGAUGUAAAGGGAGUAAAAUUGGAUGGAGCUACCCUGCGUAUCUUGACACCUUUAAGGACUCUCGCCUCAGUGUCAAGCAGAAUGAGCGCUACAGCCAGUUGACGCUGGUCAACUCCACCUCGGCUGACACAGGUGAAUUCAGCUGCUGGGGGCAGCUCUGCAGUGGGUACAUCUGCAGGAAGGACGAGGCCAAAACGGGCUCCACCUACAUCUUUUUUACAGAGAAAGGAGAACUCUUUGUGCCUUCUCCCAGCUACUUCGAUGUUGUCUACUUGAACCCGGACAGACAGGCUGUGGUUCCUUGUCGGGUGACUGUGCUGUCGGCCAAAGUCACGCUCCACAGGGAAUUCCCAGCCAAGGAGAUCCCAGCCAAUGGAACAGACAUUGUUUACGACAUGAAGCGGGGCUUUGUGUAUCUGCAGCCUCAUUCUGAGCACCAGGGCGUGGUUUACUGCAGGGCAGAGGCCGGGGGCAGAUCUCAGAUCUCCAUCAAGUACCAGCUGCUCUACGUGGAGGUUCCCAGCGGCCCUCCCUCAACAACCAUCUUGGCCUCUUCAAACAAAGUGAGAAGUGGGGACGAUGUCAGUGUGCUCUGCACUGUCUUGGGGGAGCCUGAUGUGGAGGUAGAAUUCAGGUGGAUCUUCCCAGGGCAGAAGUCUCUGUGGGUGUCGUUAAACAGGAUGAAAGGCCUGUGACGAUCCAAGACACUUGGAGGCUGAUCCACAGAGGACUGGGACACACCACGAGAAUCUCCCAGAGUGUCAUUACAGUGGAAGACUUUGAGACCAUUGAUGCAGGAUAUUACAUUUGCACUGCUCAGAAUCUUCAAGGACAGACCACAGUAGCUACCACUGUUGAGUUUUCCUGAGUUGGAAAAGCAAAUGUCAUGAACUUACGGAAAGCCCGUUUGUAUACACUAUCAGCUUUGGGGUUCUUUUGAUUAGUGCUUUGCCAGAGGCUGAUGUCCAGCACCAAACCCCAGCGUCCUGUGAGCCCGACCCAGACAUCCAAACUAAGAGGAAGUCAUCCAGUCUAUUCACAGACGUGUUAACGUUUCUAACAGAAAGCAUGCAUUUUGAUUGCUUACCUAGAUAUGUGUUCCUAGUUUUUAUAUAUGUGUAAACAAUUCUAUAUAAUCACUUCUAUUAAAUGAGCACAGAAAGGCUCGGUGGUGGGGACACCUGGGUCAACACCGAGUGUUCUCUGUCAUAAACCACCACAAUACAGGAGAAUUUUAAAAUGUACUAGUUUGAUUACUUAUCCGUAAACGGCAACUCCAGAUUCAAAUGCUUAGAAAUGUCAUUUGUGUCUCAGUAGCAACUUUAAAGCAAAUGUGAGAUAACUGAUCAAAGUACUGAGGAAAAUCGUGUGCUUUUUUCUUUUUCUUAAACUGCUGCACUCAAGGGUGCUACUUCUAGAUUGGUCUAUUCAAUAACUAGAACCUGUUUUUAGAGGUUUAGCUUUCAACAUAAAAUAGAUGCAUAUAUUAAGAACAUUCAACUUUGUUUAGACAUUUUUUUAUCAUAGUCAAAAAUAUUUACCAGGUUUCUCCAAUUUUCUUAUACAGCAAAAAUUAUUAAAACCAGCCAAGUUUCUCUCUCAAAUACAGCUUUGAAUUGAGAAAAGAAAAGCUUAGCUCUACCUGUAGCUCCAUGAGCCAAGUUUCGGGCCAUGACCUAUUCUGUGGUUGCAGUGGAAAUUCCUGGAAAAUAAACUAAGAGGAGACGUGA
This is a messenger RNA of Callithrix jacchus (white-tufted-ear marmoset), 2174 nucleotides long. NCBI's taxonomy places the organism in Eukaryota, Metazoa, Chordata, Mammalia, Primates, Cebidae. The record is from RefSeq and is a predicted model, not a curated record.